Molecule: messenger RNA, 515 nt
Organism: Saccoglossus kowalevskii
Lineage: Eukaryota; Metazoa; Hemichordata; Enteropneusta; Harrimaniidae
Product: coiled-coil and C2 domain-containing protein 1-like
Molecular function (GO): DNA-binding transcription repressor activity, RNA polymerase II-specific
Source: RefSeq, a predicted model, not a curated record
UGCCAUCUUGCGAGAAUAUGCUAUGGGAUGGUGAGUUGAAUUGUUCACAAGUCGUGUGCCCUUUAGUCAAUACUCUAUAUUGAUUAUAUCAGUAGUAAAACGUGAUGUUUUCGAGGAAAAAGGACGAUGGGCGUGAUGCCAAGGGAAAAGCAAAACAGCUUGGUUUGUUAGAUGUUCCUGACCCUGAUGCAUUCAUGAAUAUGAAUAUGUACGGAGAUGAUGAUGACGAUGAUGAUCUUGAAGCUGAACUUGCAGCAUUGCAAUCUGGUGAAACUAUACCAGAAGCAAAACCAACGAAAAAACCAUUACCAAUGGCUGAGAUUGAGAGAAUGGCUGCAGAGAGUAUGAAAGACACAGAUGAGUAUGUUGAUGAUGAGGAUCUAGAAGAAGAUGCUGAGUUAUUAGCAGAGUUGCAAGAAUUGGCAGGUGAUGAGGAGGAGGAAGAAGAGAUGGUUAAACCUGUACCAUCACCAAAACCACAGGUAAAUAGUAAAAUACUCAUCACAACCUCUAUU